Messenger RNA from Ficedula albicollis (Collared flycatcher), 567 nucleotides. RefSeq names its product coiled-coil domain containing 28B (gene CCDC28B). The transcript is spliced from 4 exons. The coding region runs from base 89 to 499 and encodes 136 amino acids. Lineage: Eukaryota; Metazoa; Chordata; Aves; Passeriformes; Muscicapidae. The record is from RefSeq and is a predicted model, not a curated record.
GCUGCCCUCGCCCCGGCAGAGACCGCGGCCCCGCCGGUCAGUGCGGCCCGGGGGGACCCGGGGCGCCCCGAGAGGAGCGGCCGGGGCGAUGCCAACGCCGUGUUCCCCGCGCAGGACGAGCAAGGAGCGGGCGCGGGCGGGCGCGGGGGGGUCCCGGGGGGCCCCGCUGCAGCACAGCUUCCUCACCGAUGUGUCCGAUGUGUGCGAGAUGGAGGGGGGGCUGCUCGGCCUCCUCAGCGACUUCCACUCGGGAAAACUGCAGGCGUUCGGGAAGGAGUGCUCCUUCGAGCAGCUGGAGCACGUGCGGGAGAUGCAGGAGAAGCUGGCCCGGCUGCACUUCGGGCUGGACGUGUGCGUGGAGGAGCUGCCCCAGGAGCAGAAGAAGGCGGCGGCCGACAGGAACCUGGACCAGCUUCUGGCACACCUGGAAGAGCUCAGCAGCUCCAUACAGAAGCUGCACCUGGCCGAGAGCUCGGACCCCGAGGACGCUGCGCCCUGACCCUUUGCCUGUCCCUGUCCCCGAUCCCGUCCCUGUCCCCGCGCCCCCCUGCCAGGCCCGGCCGGGCC